This is a messenger RNA of Pimephales promelas (fathead minnow), 956 nucleotides long. The record is from RefSeq and is a predicted model, not a curated record. Lineage: Eukaryota; Metazoa; Chordata; Actinopteri; Cypriniformes; Leuciscidae.
GUUGUUUACUCAGAACGAAUGGACUCCAUACUGUUCAACAGAUUCAUUGAAAAGAUUCGAUUCAAAAGAACGCAUUGAAAAGCAGUACUCUUCAUUCACGAACCCCAGCCGGAAAUUCGUAACCUUUCAAGUUCACCGCGACCGCACUAGCCACUUUUCGUUUAAAAAUAUGGGAAAGCGCGUUGCUGUUGUGUUGGCAGGGUGCGGUGUGUUCGAUGGAAGUGAAGUCCACGAGGCGUCUGCGGCUUUGGUUCAUUUGAGCCGUCAGCAAGCUACUGUCAAGAUAUUUGCACCCAACACUGAUCAGAUGCAUGUUGUCGAUCACUUGAAAGGCUCUCCAACAAAGGAAAAUAGAAAUGUGCUCGUGGAGAGUGCUAGAAUUGCCCGGGGUGAUAUCCAAGACCUCUCGCAGCUCGAUGUAAAGGAUCUGGAUGCCAUCAUCUUCCCUGGUGGCUUUGGAGCAGCCAAGAACCUGUGUAGCUGGGCUGUCCAGGGCAAAGACUGCUUGGUCAAUGAGCAGGUUAAAACAGUGCUGCUGGCCUUCCAUGCCGAGAAGAAGCCCAUUGGCUUGUGCUGCAUCUCACCUGUGCUGGCAGCGAAGGUUUUCCCUGGCUGUGAAGUUACUGUUGGCCAUGACAAAGAUGAUAGGUAUCCAGAUGUUCCAGACACUGCGGAAGCUAUUUCUCAGCUUGGCUGCAAGCACAUCUGUAAGCACGUGAACGAGGCUCAUGUUGAUGAGAAAAAUAAGAUCGUCACCACCUCUGCUUUUAUGUGCAAAGCUCCACUACAUGAAAUAUUUGAUGGAAUUGGAGUGAUGGUACAGGAGGUGCUGAAACUUGCCUGAAUUCUUGCAAAAUGAUUGGAUUGACAUCGUCGUUCUAAUGUUUUUUAAUGAAUCCAUGGACAAGUGUCUGAAUAAACAUAAGCAUAUAAUUAAAACAUAUAACAUAAAAGUU